AUAAAGCUGUCGGUUGUCGCGCUGUCUCCUAUAGUUGUAUAGAGUGGGGGAAGAAUUCCAUUUGCUAGUGACUGUUUUAUGUUUUAUUUAGUGUUAGUUAUUAAAAAGAACAAAUUAUCAAGUUUCUUAUUCUUUAUUUUAAUAUUUCAAUAUUCAUUUAUUCAAUUAUAAAUAAGAUAUAACGAUAUGGGUUACGUUCCCAUGGUAUACAAACUAAUUUUACAUCAGCAGGUGUUAGGCUGACACUAGAGUCAAUUCAAAUACAUAUAUCGAGUGUAUAAACUAUUUUCUGUUUUUUAACAGAUUGUAAUGGUAAUUUGGAAAAAUCUAUUUCAUUUAGGAUUCGCCUAUACGACAUGCAGAUUAACUGUAAGUUGAAAGGAAGCUCUAAAACAGAGCCAUUGGUAUGUAGCUACGAUGGCAGGAAAACCUGACUUAUCAGCAGCCACUGGCAUUCAAAAUGUUAUCGUGUAUGUUUCUGAUGACAAUUUUGCACAGGCAUACUCUUUAGGACAGCAAAAUGUACAAGAAACUAAUCACAUUGUUCAAGGCAAUGGCUAUGAUACCCUCUCAAAUCAAAACACUUCUAUGGUUGGACCUGCAAAAGCUUUUAGGGAAAAACCAACUAUUAAACUUGUUGACUAUGGUAUAAAACAGCAGCAAGUUGACAAUAUACAACAACGUGAAUACUAUAAUAAUACUGUACCUCAAAGUAGACCUGGAUAUAAUUAUCCACCUUUGCCACAAUCAGAAUAUUCACAAAAUAUUGUAAACGAUGGUACUUUCCAUAAUGGUAAUUGUGAGAAUGUGGAUAUUCUCCAACAGGAAGGGAAGCAAACUCCUGGGUCUAUCUGCAACAAUGUUAGAGUACGUGAAGAUUGUUCUAGUUGUGAAACUUAUGUGGAACAAGAUUAUACAAAGGUUGUGGGAACAGACAUACCUGUACAGGGCAUGUGCUAUGACACUGUUCGACUAGAAGCAGCAGACUCCAGUUGCAGUAGUUUGAGUUCCUCCGAUGAUGGUUCACAAGUGCUACCAAAUCAAACCUCUGAAAUGGUUGUUUAUGAUCCUAACAUAAAUUUACAAUCUGGUAAUGUGGUACUUACAGUUGGAUCUCCUUUGCAACAACAACAACAGCUACAACUUCAACAGCAACAGAUGCAACAACAAUCAAAUAAUCAAUUAAUUGAUAAUUAUGGUACACUUCAGAGGCCAACAAUUACUGUACCAUAUGGUUGGAAAAGACUAUUGAACAAUGGAUCAGUUAUUUAUAUAAGUCCUAGCUGCACAGCUUUAAGGUCACCCGAUCAAAUAAAGGAAUACUUAUUAACCGCUGGUACUUGUAAGUGCGGAUUAGAAUGUCAUUUCAAACAUGAAUCUGUAUUUAAUUUUGAUCCUAAGGUGAUUGGGAAACCAUAUGUUAUGCAACCCGAUUCUAAAUCAAAUAUGACAAAAUUGUGCAACCACAAAAGAAAAAUAAUGCCUUUAGUUCCUCUCGAAGGCCCGCCACUUGAUUCUAAUAUUAAAUUCCAAAGAGAACUUGGUAUGAAAAAAAAGAAAAGAAGAAUUGGCUUACCUUAUAUAGACGGAGUUCCUGUUUCUCAGUUAAUGACACACCGGGAAAAAGUAGCAUUAAAUCAAAAUACAGAUAAAGCAGCAGCACAACAGGUGUUUUCUGAUUAUCCUGCAAAUAAUCAACAACAGAACCAUGUAAUAAAAUAUCAAGAUCAACAAGGUAAUAGAGUGAUAUUAGGUGAUAGUACAGUAAUGGUUCAACAAUCGAAUAUAAACAACGAUAUACCUUCCCCAGAUGUUAUAAAAAAUGAUCCUCCUGUCCAUCAAAUGAAUAAUAUGCCUGUUUACAAUUCACAACCCAGACAAGUGAUGGGUUCGAAUGGACAAAUUUUACAUGUUCGAGGUCCUGCUAAUAAUCAAGGAAAUGUUUAUCAUAUGCCUCAACCACCAGGUCCUCGCAUGAUAACCCAAAUGCCAAAAGUAGAUCAACCUGAAGAACAUAGAAUUUUUAUUAGUCGCCAACCAACUGAACCUACUGGACCGGGAAGGCCUCAACACAUACAAAUUGUUCGGGUAAAUGCACCUAAUACACAAAAGGUCAUGGAGACUCACCAAAUGGUUGACAGGAAUCAACCAAAACGCCAUAUGCAGCCACUUCAACCACAAUUUUGCAAUCCUCAACAGUAUCAACAGGUUCAACUAUGUGCUCCGCAUAGGCACGUAAGGCCAUACAAUCAGGCAAAUACAGGCUUCAGACCUCAUCGUAUGGUCUACCAACCAAAUCAAAAUAUGCAGGCGGGUACACAACCCAAUAUGCAAAAAGUGAACUGGUCCAAUCAAAUGCUUCGUAGAUCAACCACCAUUGAACAGCAGAAGCAUCUGGUACAUCAACAAAAGCAAUUAGAACAACAACAACUGGAACAACAGCAGAAACAAUUAGAACAGCAACAGCAGAAUCAAGCAAAUAUUUGCGAGAGGGUACCACCUUUGUAUCAACAUACACCCCCAGUAGCCGUUUGCCAGGAAGAUAUGAGGAGGAAAAAGGUUAAGAUGGGGAAGUUUACUAAAAAUAGACCCUAUCGACUGGUGGAAGGAUCAUGUACCAAUAAUCACUUCUCCUGUCCCAACAUUGACAUAAGACACAUACCUCAAGAAAAUAGAUCAGUAAUGAUGAAUAACUUUUCGCAAAAUAUCAAAAGCUCCAGUCCUUCUUUCAUGGAGGAUCCUAGUGGGUAUUUAGCACAACAAACGGCUCUGCUAAACAAUACUAUUAAUAGACAAACAGGCGCUACUGGAUGUGCUGGUUUCACGUGCAACAGCCCAGGGUCUUUAUGUCAGAAUCCUCUACAACAAAAUCUUAAUAGCAGUCCUACAAGUUCGCCUUCACAAGAAUUACCCCCUUCCAAUAAUGUAAUGAUAAAUGAAUCAGUGAAUAAUCUUCUAAAAACGUCCCGCAAUAAUUUCAGUAGUAUUCAACAGGAAGCUUGUAAACCCAUUUCACCUCUUCAACAAAAUAAUAUAAUACAAGUUCAACCGAACUUUGGGAAUAAUAAGUCACAUCAGUAUUCUGCACAUUGCCGUUGUUGUGUCACUGAAGGAUUCCAGGUUAACUAUCCUGUGAAAACAGGGAGACCAAGUAGUUCAAAUGUACCAGGGACUUUAGAUGAUCCAGUAACUUCUUCAACGUCAUUUGAAAAGCAAUUUAAUCAAAACAAUGUAGAUAUACAACCUAUACAAGGAGGUACUGUCAGCACUAGUAAUAUUUCUCCAAUGGACAAUAAUUCGGAUCCUCCGACACCAGAAAGGAUGGUAGACAAUUCUCAAAUAUCUAGUACAGGAUUGUAUGCUGCUUAUAAUCAAGUUGACCAUACUAACGAGUUUAUAGGUCACAAUCGAUCCACAUUGUGUAAAGAUACUGAUAAUGUUUGUUGCUUCCAUUCUCAAGCUUCACCCCUAGUUACUACUAUGGCGAGUAGUAGAACUGUGGGCAGCAAUACAAUUACAUCAGUUUUAGCUGGUAGAACCAAUACUACUACAACUUCAUUGAAUACUCCUUCUUCUAUAACGGGCUCCUUCGUAACUAGAGCAACUGGUCAAAAUACUUCCACUGUCCAAUCGCAACCAGUUACGAAGUCUCCUUUAGAAAUGGUACAAAGUAUUGUUAGCAGUAUUCAAAUUCCAAAUAUAUCACAACCUUCUCAAAUUGUGAAGGAAGCAAUUCCACAAGAACAACACAUAUUGGUGUCAUCGGGAGAACAAGUUAUCAUGGGAGGAUCUAAUGAAGAUGUACACGCACCUCAGAAAGUUAUGACUAAUGAAGGUAUGCCUCCUGUUACGGUUUCUCCAAUGGUAACGAACGUAACAUCAUCUGUAGGUACUGUUAUUCCUGCCGUCGGUCAACAAGUUCUUGGUCAACAAACUGUCUUAGUAAACGCUCUUCCCGCUCCAUUUGUUCUCCAACCAGGAAUUUCUAUGACUAUGGAGGGAGUGCCUGUAGGACAGAAUCUUCAGUUACCACAAUUUGUUACUGGCAACAUCAUUCAACAACCAAUACAAAUUGAUAAUACUGAAGGGCGUAGAAUGCCUCCUCUUUUAUCUCCCGAUACAAAAAAGAAGGGCAAAAAGAGAAAAGAACCUGCGCAGACCGUUGCCAACAUGCUACAGUUUGCUACUCAACAGAACCCCAGUGUAGUAUUAUCACCGCAAGGUUUCCCACAACAAAUACAAAUGAAUAGUCCACAGUCUGUAACUGCUACACCUGUAAUGCAAGCUGUCACUAUCGUACCUAAUAAAACUGGAGCACCUGCUCAAAUUAUCAUGAGUGACCCUUCUAUGACCAACUCUAACUUAGGCACUCAACAAUUAAUAACUAACUCUCAAUCACAACAAAUAAAUCUGCUACAACCAGUGAAUUUGAUAAAUGGUACUGGAAUGGUUCAAAAUUUUCCAGCAAUUCAUCAAUUUAUUGUACCUAAUUUGGGGGGUAUGGUUGUAAAUCCAGAUGGUACAGCUACAAUCCUUCAAGAUACUUCAAAUUUGGGAAUGCAGCUCCAAUUUCAGAAUGUUAAUGGACAAAAUAUGCUGACAUCUGUUCAAAAUAACACUUUAUUCAACAAUGGACAAACUAUAUUCGCAACUGGUCCUUCGGGAAUGGUUAUAAGAACUCCGACAUCCCAAGGAAAGUUAAUCCAACAACAGCACAGUCCCGUUGCACAAUUUUUAUCCCCAAAUGGAGGACAGUUUAUCAUGAAUGGUUCCCAGUUUAGCGGGCAGUUGAGCCCAUUAGUAGCAAGCGUCAGUCCUAAUCAACAAGUAACUUUUAACAGUCCCCCGCAGCAGAUACGCUCUAACAAUUCGUUACAACCCCCCCAGCAAGAAUACAUACAUAUGAAUGGUCAAACUUUGAUUGUGCCGUGUUCUCCAGCAUCCACUAUACCUGUAUCAAAUCAAACAUCAAAUCAAAAUACCACGUUUCUUCAACAGAACACUACAAUAGUUCAGCAACAGACUACAAUGCUGACAAACCAAGGGUUGCAGAAUUUCCCGAAUAAUCAACAGGGGGGAUCCAAAUCGACAAUGUUAAAUUCAAGUAUUGAGGAAUCAAGGGAAAGCCCAAAAUCAUCUAGUCACUGCAGACAGUCAGUUUCAACACAAACGGCUGUAAAUCAAAACGUUCAGGCAAUUAUCACAAACACCUCUUGUCAAACGUCAACAAUAUCUGCGUCCAGUCCUCCAGAUACUACCACUAUGAGUCCCGUUCCAGUAGCAUCAGAAAUGCAGAGCCCCAUACUUGCCGACACUACUACACAUAACGACGAUGGGUUGUCUCCCGUACCCUUGAGCUGUUCAACUGGUCGCAAUGAAAGUAAUAUUAGAUCUGAAUCUCAAUCUUGUACCAUGGCUAUGGUCCAUUGUAUAUCAAGUAGUGAACCAGAUCCAUCAGAUAUGCAGAAUCUAGAUCACGAUUGGAAACAAAGUCUGCAGGCCAGUAGUAGCAGCAUAAAUGGAACUUAUACAGAUAUGACGCAUAUCGGCAAGAUUUCAACUUCCCCUACCCAUCUAGUAUCCGCAGAAUCUUCCUCUUUAGUCACGAGUCUUCACUAUGGUGUGUCUGACCAGGAGCCGAUAAGCAGUUCCAAACAUUUUGAUAGAAAGAAAACUGCAACCGAUUGUUGUGUCGUUAUGGAAACGCAUCAUGAACAGGUUUCAUUAUUUGGUGGAAGUGCUGAUGCGCUCAAUCAAAAUGAAUUGGAAGAAGAAAUUGAAGAUAAUGGGGCAGAUGGUAACGGUCAAGGUAGCGAGGGAGAAGAAGACGAUGAUCCCAACGAAGGAUAUUUGGUUGGCAGUCUCCUAAUAAACUCUUGAAUCAGUAUUGCAGCGCCAUAUUUAUUCAAAGCAUUUAACUUCACACCUAAAAAAAUAUGUCAUUAACUGUUUUCAUGUUAGUUAUAAAUAAAGAAAUUGGAAUAGAGUAUGGAAUACUAAAGAUGUCGUCCGUGUUAUUCCUUUAAAAAGAAAUUAUUUAAGUAUCAUUAUUAUUGAUCUUUUAGAUAUACUUCGUGUUCCUUACUCUUGGAUCAUUCUAUAUGUUGUUUUCAAAUGAAUUAUUAUUACUAGGAGACCAAAUUUCUCUCUAGUCGCUUUAUUGUCUAAAAUACUACAGUAUAUAGUAAGAGUUUUUGUAUCUAUAUAGUAAAAACAAAAUAGAUUUGUAUAAUUAAUUUAGGUAUGAUGUAUAAAUUAUGUAGCUAAGAAAUACAUAUUCGUUUAGAAAA
Diorhabda sublineata is the source of this 6290-nucleotide messenger RNA. RefSeq lists its product as uncharacterized. Gene Ontology annotation, cellular component: chromocenter; nucleus. Gene Ontology annotation, molecular function: chromatin binding; DNA binding. The record is from RefSeq and is a predicted model, not a curated record. The transcript is spliced from 19 exons. Bases 418 to 5880 code for a protein of 1820 amino acids. Lineage: Eukaryota; Metazoa; Arthropoda; Insecta; Coleoptera; Chrysomelidae.